UAUGGUGGAAGAACGGACCUUCCUAAAGGUUUAGAGCAACAAAUCGAUCGGUUUUGAGCACCAUUGCAUGACACUCAUAGAUGUAGUCAUUUGAAUCUUUCUACAUUCGAUAGUUAUCCAAUUUUUUGAACAGUUCUGAUUUUUCAACAAAAAAAUGAUUAUGGCCGAUGAAUCUGUGGAUCAAAUGAGAAUCGAGGAAUUUCUAGUGAUAGUUAAUCAUUACACUACUCAUGUAAAGUCUACAACCGAUCUAAGCAAAUGCGGGAAUUGCACAUGGGUUCUUCCGAAAUUGGAUGCACUUCAGAAGAAAAUGAUCGAUUAUCUUCAAUACAGAAAAGAUGAUGAGGAUACAAUUGAAUGGAAUACACUUAUUAUCGAACUAUUAGAUAUGCCAGAUGAGCACAACGCAGAGGAUAUUCAUAGCAAACCGUCACCAGCGAAAAAGAGAAAAUCAGAAGAAGUCAAACCAAAAAUUGAGGCAAAAAUCGAAAAGAAAGUUGCGCGUGAAGAGACGAAACUUAUGGAAUCUUCAGAUAAAAUUGAUAAAGCAAUUGAAAGUCUUGUUGCUGAAACUGAGAAUCAAUACGAUCCACUGGAUAACGUUGAAAUGGAUAGUUGGGAUGAUGAGGAAGAUGAUAGUGGAGAAGAUCAACCAGAAGAUGAAGAAGAUGAACUAAUGGAACAAGAACCGGAAAACCCACAGGAAAAUGUACAGGGACUUCGUAUUUCUGCUAAAUCUGAGUAAAUCAUUUCGGUUUUCAGAACACUUCUUGAACUUUUUUCCCUUCAUCUGGCAUGCUUCCAACUUCAUGUUACUGUUUCUUCUUGACAUUUUUUUUAAAUAAAUGUUAUUUUAAAUA
Molecule: messenger RNA, 860 nt
Organism: Caenorhabditis elegans
Lineage: Eukaryota; Metazoa; Nematoda; Chromadorea; Rhabditida; Rhabditidae
Gene: K02B12.2
Product: Myb_DNA-bind_3 domain-containing protein
Exons: 2
Coding region: 155-745 (196 amino acids)
Source: RefSeq, marked reviewed